AUGACAUCUGAAGCUGAUGCCAGGGAGCCCACGACCAACGUUUUGGCCGGUCUGUCAUGCGAGAAGAUGAAACAAUUCAAGGAAAAAGCCGAGCGACGUGGUGUAGUAUACAUCUCUCGUGUGCCACCCUUUAUGAAGCCUGAAAAGUUGCGAUAUCUGCUGACCAAGUACGGCGAUCUAAAUCGCAUCUACCUCGUGCCAGAGGACAAGACACUUCACAAUAAACGAGUGAGUACAGGUGGUAACCGCCGUCAAAAGUACACGGAAGGAUGGAUUGAGUUUGAGGACAAAAAGGUGGCCAAACGUGUGGCCAAAAUGCUGAAUACGACGCAAAUCGGUGGCCGGAAACGCGAUUACUAUCAUGACGACAUAUGGAACCUCAAAUACCUCAAGGGUUUCAAAUGGGACCAUUUGACAGAGAAGAUUGCGUACGAGAAUCGCAUUCGUGACCAAAAGUUACGGAUGGAAAUCGCACAGGCCAAGAAGGAAAAUGAAGCGUACUUGGAACGUGUGGAUCAGUCAAAACAGUUUGAGAAGAUGGAGGCACGCAAGGCCGACAAGAAGAUGGACAAGGAUGGUGCACAUGAUACUAUGCAACAGGUGCGUCGUACGUUCCAUCAGAAGACGCCAACCAGUAGCAAACAGAACCAGUCACUAGGAGACAGAGACCUAGAAAAAGUCUUUGUCGCAAGUAGCAAGAACAAGAAACGCCGUGUUGCUUAG
Messenger RNA from Peronospora farinosa, 723 nucleotides. NCBI's taxonomy places the organism in Eukaryota, Oomycota, Peronosporomycetes, Peronosporales, Peronosporaceae. The record is from the annotation of a GenBank genome assembly.